This is a messenger RNA of Mesorhabditis belari, 849 nucleotides long. The record is from the annotation of a GenBank genome assembly. NCBI's taxonomy places the organism in Eukaryota, Metazoa, Nematoda, Chromadorea, Rhabditida, Rhabditidae.
AUGAAACAGCUGUUUGUUUAUAUACUUUUGUUGGGAUUUGUCUCUGCAGAUUGUCCGAAUGGAUCGGUGCCGAUUCCCGAAUUGCCUGGAGAACAGUGCUGGGUCUUUGUGAAAGAUGUUGCGAUCGAAGUGGAUCAGUGGUUCACUUGUAUGUAUCAAGACGCAACUUUCCUUUCCGUUCACAACACUUUCGAGAAUAAUCUCAUCGUCGAGUAUGCUCAACAAUAUCUGGGAAAUGUGAGCUCGAUUUAUCUUGGAAUGGAGUAUUUGCAUGUUGGAAGAGAUAUUGGAUGGGGAUGGUAUGAUGGAACGCCGAUGGAUUAUUUCAAAUGGGCUUUGGGCGAGCCAAAACCCUCAGCUGAGUGCGGUCAUCUCGAUUUGAAAAGUACAAACUGGAUCUCGGAUGGGUAUUGUCCCAAAGGAUCGGUACCGAUUCCAGAGUUGACUGGAGAGUGUUGGGUUUUUGUGAAAAAAUCUGAUGUCGAAGUCUAUCAAGAUUUGGCUUGUGUUCUGCUUGGCACCGAGAUGAUCUCUAUUCACAACACAAUCCAAAACAAUAUCAUCGCUCAAUACGCUCAACAACAGUUUGGAAAUAAUGUCACUGGAGUGUAUCUUGGACUCGAGUGGUUACACGUUGGAAAAGAUUUAGGAUGGUGUUGGGAAGAUGGGACACCCACGGACUACUUGAAAUGGGCUGCAGGUGAGCCAAAGCUAUCAAACGAGUGCGUUCAUCUCAAUCCAAGCAACGGAAAUUGGUUCUCGGAUGGUUGUGUGGACAAGUAUCCAACGAUUUGUCGAGUUCCACAACCUGGCGAGUCACGAAGAACUAGAAACUUGAGAGCAAAUCGC